AUAGACAAGACACCAUCCUUUCAUGCCGAGACGCGCGUCGACGAGUCUGAUAACUUUUCGUUCACGACCUUUGAAGAUUUCCGUGCAGAACGCGCUGCUUACAGGACAGCAGGCCAACACGAGGACCCGCAAACAGAGCGCUUGAGCGGAUAGAAGGCGUGCGUGGGAGACACGCCACACACGGCACACAGGGUAGGGUAUUUCAGGAAAGAGCCAGCUAACAACGUGUAGAUUGUCCGCGGCGUCAGCAAGAGGAUCCUCAGCGAGAGAGAGAGGGGAAGGCAUUUACAACCUCCGCUUUGAGCAGCCAUGGGAGAGCAGGAAAUUUGGGACGAACGUUCGAAGACGGAGCAGGAGGAUCCUGCCCUGCUGAAUUCAUGUGCGAAACAUGAUGAUGACGAUGCUACCGGUGGUUCGAGCAGCAGCUCGGAGUCUCGCCGGCAAGCGAUAGAUAACAGCGAGUUUCCGAUCUGCUCCAACUGCCAGCUGCGUCAUCCCGGCGACAGCAAGGGCUCGUUCUGCACGGAGGGGAAGCAGGGGCCGCUGGAAACCCUGUUCGCGAUGGUAACGUUGGGCUUGGUGUGCGGCUGGUGCUACUUGUUUGUGAUCACGUUGGUACUGCUCGCCCUGCAUGCCCUCGUCUUUAAGUCCGUCUACACGCUUGCGGCGGUGUCGCUCCUGCUCGGCAACUUCCUGUGGUGGCCGGUGAACAACACCUGCUAUCCUUACGAGGCAUUCUGCAACUCAUGGCUGUUCGCGGUGUGGCGGAGGUAUUUCAGGUGGCAGUGCGUUCUCGAAGAGCCCCUGGAUCCGGACAAGCGCUACAUGUUUGCCGAAAUGCCGCACGGAGUCAUGCCGUUGGGUCAGCUUUUGAGCUGCAGCAUUGUGCGCCACGUGUUCCCCGGGGUCAAGAACAUCUCCGGGGUCGCCGCAGACGCUGUCUUGCGCACCCCUGGGAUUCGUCUCCUGUACUCGUGGAUGGGCAUCCGCAAGGCCGGCCGCAAGAGCAUCCUCGACAUGUUCGAGGAAGACAUCAACGUCGCGGUGGUUGUCGGAGGAAUCGCAGAGAUGUUCAUGGUCUCCAACCACACUGAAAAGCUGUACCUGAAGAAGCGCAAGAACUUCACAAAGAUCUCCAUCGAGGCCGGGGCAGAUAUCGUCCCCGUGUACUUCUUCGGCAACUCUCUCUUGCAUGGACUUGUUGGUGGGGAGGGCGCGGACAACUGUCUUUGCAGGCUGUCUCGGAAGUUCAAGACAGCGUUAGUCCUCUUCUACGGUCGUUUCGGUACGCCCGUGCCGCGGAGGAAGGAGCUCAAGAUGGUGGCAGGGAGGCCAAUCGCCGUGGUUCAAUCGAAUAACCCUUCGGAUGAGUAUGUCGACGAUCUUCAUGCCGAGCUGCUGAGGCGGGUAGAGGAGCUGUACUACAAGCACCGGCCUGACUGGGAGACGCGAACGCUCGUGAUUACGUGAUCGGCAGAGAGAGGGGCGGGAUGGCGACGCAAGAACCCCAGAAUCGAAGGUUGCACGCCGAGGCUGUAUAAAUGUACACGAUGUGCAUCAGACGACAUGACGCCAACGUUUUGCCAGUGUAGCCGCUUGGUCGACUGACACGGGCGUUUACCGGUUCCAUCGUUUACCGUUUCCAACUAUGGAGAGGAAGAUGAUGGUGCCGGGGGUGGGGUGCGGCGUCCCUGACAGAUUAGUUGAGACGGAAUGGAGGCCUUUAGACGCAAACCUGUUCGUCCAUCGACGCUACUGUCCUUUUCUCUGAUCUCGGACAGAGGGGCAAGAGGCAAGGGUAACGUCGCGUCGCUGUUCGUUUGGUGCUGAUCGUACCAGUAAACACGUAGAGAGAUAAUCUGUAGUAGCUGUACUCGGGGUGGUUAGCCCGCCCGCUCUGGACGAUAUCGAGUGAAUCAAUGAUUAGUGUUUUACCAGGCACGCGAAGUUGAUUGGGUAGAGAAGAAGUGAAUGUCUGGGUGGUGAAGCGAAUCUUUGAACAGUGAAGUCGCUUGAAGAUUGACCAGAGCACCCAAUCUGGCGUGUAUUAUGCGAAUAGGAGAUGCCAGACUGAUUAUGUACGUUGUUAAUUGGGAGUGGGCACGAUGUGGAUUGAUAGGAUAUUGAUGUUCGUGUGUAUACUAGCAUGCUUGAUAGCGAUUCUGGAGCCACACGGAGGCACUUGCCAAGAGUGAACGGCGUAAGCCGGCGUGAUUACGGAGGAUUGUGUGUGUGACUCCUGUCCAUUGUAGAAAACGAAUUGGCAGGUGCUCGAUGUCGGCGAUACAGACAUUCAUUGCGGUAGACAUGUGUAACAU
Molecule: messenger RNA, 2318 nt
Organism: Ectocarpus siliculosus
Lineage: Eukaryota; Phaeophyceae; Ectocarpales; Ectocarpaceae
Source: the annotation of a GenBank genome assembly